Molecule: messenger RNA, 6867 nt
Organism: Acanthaster planci (crown-of-thorns starfish)
Lineage: Eukaryota; Metazoa; Echinodermata; Asteroidea; Valvatida; Acanthasteridae
Product: dual specificity protein phosphatase 6-like
Biological process (GO): peptidyl-tyrosine dephosphorylation; negative regulation of MAPK cascade
Cellular component (GO): cytosol; cytoplasm
Molecular function (GO): MAP kinase tyrosine/serine/threonine phosphatase activity; protein tyrosine/threonine phosphatase activity; MAP kinase tyrosine phosphatase activity
Source: RefSeq, a predicted model, not a curated record
UGAUCGAGUUUACUGAAGAUUUCCCCUUCAAAAGUGCGCCGUUCAAGUUGUCCUGCAUGGGUAGAAUAUACAUGUACAUGUGUGCACUCGCUGCAGCUGACGGCUGUAUAUAUGGACCGAGAAGAAUAUGCGCUCGCUGCGGUUGGUGCAAAUUAUCUUGCAGGCUGAAGAUUAUGCCCUUCUCUGUGCAUUUCUCUCCCAUUUCAGCGUUUGUUGUAUCUGAAAAGGACCGUGGUGUGUAGACCUUGACAACAAACGCAUACGGAUCCGUUCCACAGUGAUUUAUGGAAGUUUGAAUUCCAGCGUUCUUCAUCGCGGGGUGUUCGUGCACACCUCCCAUAGCGCAUACAAACGAGGUCGCUGUGCUGUGAAUGGGUAUCGUACGGGUCUCUACGAGUAGUACCGUUUUAACACGCUGACAUCUUGACGUGUUGUCGGCAUUACACUGCUUCAUUAUUGUGUAGCCUACUCCAUGGCCACAUGCGCAACGAGUUAGCCAAGGUUGUUUUCGUCCUUGCUCUUUUCUGCUACACCUGUGCCAAGCCCGCGCCACGUUGACCACCACACGUAAUUCUUCGUCCCAGUAUGCCUGAGCAGUCUGACGUCUUCUUUCGAGACAUGAUGGCACUAGCUACGAGUCCGGAAUGCCUCGGAAAGCAACUCCUCGACGGCGGCGAAGUGAUGCUGCUGGACUACCGUCCAAACUCGACCUACACCCGGUCGCACAUCGAAGGCGCCUGGAACCUCUCCGUGCCCGGCAUUUUACUGCGGCGUCUGAAACGCGGCAAGGUGGCGUUCAAGUGUCUCAUCCACGGCGACGAGGGUAAGGAGAUGUUCGUCCGGAAGUCGCGAUCGGUGCCUGUAGUUCUCUACGACGACGGCUCGACGGACGUGAACGCCAACUCGGACUCCCCCUUCGUUUUGUUGCUCAAAAAACUCCAAGAAGAAGGGUGUCGUGCUACAUAUCUGAAAGGUGGCUUUAACUGUUUCAAGGAGCAGUACCCUCCCUUGUGCGUGACGCAACAGGAUGACAACAGCGACUCGGACUCUGGCUCCAUCACAGACCUGGGCUUUGACAACCUCAAGAUUGACGCCUGCCACGAGACAGACUCGGAGACGCCCCUGGACAACCGGUACCCGGUGGAGAUCCUCCCGUACCUCUUCCUGGGCUCCAAACAGGACUCGGAGAACUUGGAGCUGCUGCACAAGCUGGGCAUCAAGUGCAUCCUCAAUGUCACGCCCAACAUCCCAAACUGUUUUGAGAGCAAUGGCCUUAAAUACAUGCAGAUUCCGGUGCCGGACCACUGGAGUCAGAAUCUUGCCAAGUUCUUUCCCGAGGCGAUAGAGUUUAUUGAUGAAGCACGGAAGGUGAACCACGGCAUCCUGGUGCACUGCCUGGCCGGGGUCAGCCGCUCUGUCACAGUCACAGUGGCCUACCUCAUGCAAAAGCUGUGCCUGACGCUCAACGACGCCUACGACUUCGUCAAGAAGCGCAAGAACAACAUCUCGCCCAACUUCAACUUCAUGGGCCAGCUGCUGGAGUUUGAGCAGCAGCUGCGGGACAGCCCCUGCCGGGGCGGGGACUGUAGUUGUUCCAAAGAGGGGCGGCGGCUCUGCAUGAGCCCAGACCCGGUCCUCCAAUCACUUGUCCCCUCGGCUGCCCUGUCCUCCUCUUCCUCCACCUCAUCUUCGGCCUCCUCCUGGGAACAGACCCCGGAAACGUCCUCUAGAAAAAUCGAAUUCAACUUCACAGUCGACAGCUGAGGACAGGCCAGAGACCGAUGAAGGGAAGGUUGGUCACUGUUCUUCAACUUCACAAUCCGAAAUCAGGGAAGUCAUGUUGUUUUAUCAACUAACCGUGGGAAACAUGCACUUUUGCACAGAGAUUAAACUGAAAAGAAAGUUUAGAGAAUGGCGAAGCCCUGUUCCUGACACGAGUUGCCCGUGAGCCUUUGCCAAGAAGAGGAAGUGGUACAUUGAUAGCUGUGUGUGGGUCCGAUCUAUUUCAUAACACAGGAAGUUCAAAAUGAGGAAGGAAAUGUCCUAAACAAACUGGGAGAGCUGUCGAGAGCGGAAAUAAAGGCUUGCAGUAGUUUCUGUUUCAACAGUUACACUUGAAUUCGCGUGAGAAGAUUUCAUUGAUUGCUGGGUACAGCAGUGGAAAUGUAUCAGGGUUAUAAACGUUCCUUGUGACAAAAUGUCUCUUUAAGUGACAAAAUGUCUCUUUAAGUGACAAAAAGUCUCUUUAAGCUGGAGCAUACUAACACCGUCCACAUUCUCCACUGUUGGCACAGUGCAUUAUGUGUAACUUGGAUCAAAGUUCAGAAUAUUUGACUGAGUUUCAGGCUGGUAUCGGACUCCUCAUCAGGGAAUGCACAAAUACAUGUACAAAAUUCAUACCUGUAUGAGAAUCUAGUGUCACGGCAGUUUGCAGGCUGUGUUGAAAUUUUGCAAGUUGGCACGGUACCAAAUACAUGGACUGUCGUGACAGCAAAGGAUCUUUGCACAAUAGGCAGUGGUGGCUUGUAGGUGUGCCUGUCACACACCGCCGAUAUCUUGUGUCAAGAAACUUACAACGUACACGUUGUACCUGUGAAGGCUUGUUUGUAGUCAGCUUUGUGUGUGUACUAUUUGUACUUGGAAGAAACCUUUGCAUAUUAUAUGCCUUCACGCAGUUACAAGAUCAUUAUCUUAAAAGACCUCUAUUAUUAGGGAUAGAACAGACAUUUGUUUAAUUAAACUCUGACACAAAUUGUUGCACAGUAAUGUGUGUACAUAAUGUGUAUAUAUACAUGUAUAUAUAUCUAUCUCCAUAGCUCAUUGUACAGUUAAAGAGAAAUCACUGUGUUUUUGUACAUGAAGACUUGUACAUUGUAUAUAUUAAUUGUAACAAAAACCUAAAAGGUGCAGAUUGAUAUAGACUGUCCUUUUUAUCUAUUCCAGUCUUAUUAACCUCUCAGAUUUUGUUUGUUUCGUAGGGUUUUUUUUUUUUGACCAGGCUGAUUUGUAAUGAACUCAGUUUAAAUGUAGACUAAUUUCUCAGAGGAAAAUCAUCUGGUGAAUGACAUGCAUACUGGAAAUGAAUUUUUAAGAGCGGAACUCCACAGAGCCUUGCUCCAGACAUGUAGCACAUUUUGGGAUGUGUACAGGUGUACAUGCAGGUUUGCGUAUAGCAAGUGUCAUAAUGCGGAUGUUCAUUUCCUGCCAUAUACCUUUAGGUUCAAGAGUUGACAUUUGUGGUUAUCAUGCUCGGUUGCCCUGUGUAGGUAUUCAGCUGAAGGAAACACUUCCCGAAAAGAAACAUUCUGUUGUGCCAACAACAUUAACGGGACCUGCACAGUGAAAUCAAAUAGCAGUCAAGUUCAUUAGGGUGCCAAUAGAUCCUCACUUCUCACAGUGGUGUUGAAACGUGGAUGCAUUUAAUCUUAAUUGUACUUUCCGGGUAUGGUGUUGUGUGACAGCAUUCACAUCUGAGAUGGUCCCAGCGAAAGGUGAAUGACAAAAUUUUAAAUCCCCUCACUCAGUUUUGAACCCUGUACAGUCAAAAGACGACAAUAUAAGGGCACUAGUAUGUUAGUACAACAUUCUGCUUGUAGGAAGGAAAAUUUUAAGUUUCCUAGUCUUUGUAUUCUUUGUUUUGCCAGUGCUGAUGAUAUAAGGUCCCUGUUACAACGAAGUUAUUAUAAAAUCCCAGCAACCUGUUCACAAGGUGUUUGACUGUGUAUAAAUUACGGUGCAAACAAAUUGAUGUCCCAUGCCAUUGAAUUUACACAGCGUGUUUGCUGUCAUCUUUGUAGCAAGACUUCAGGAGAAAAGUGAUCAGCCUCUGAUGCGUAUGCAUCUCUGGUGGAAUUGUUACGACAGAGAGUUGAACAAACUUUCCGUCCCGAUAGAAGCAGUGGCAGGUUGGAUGGGAAUUGGAAACUGGGGCGUGGGUGAGGUUACCAAGGCACUUGUGUAAGUCAUCCUCUCAUUACACUUAAAAAUACAUGUACUCUGCGUUUACAUGCAAAACGGGGUAUUUCAUGAGCCCGUGUGAGGUUUCAGGUUAUCACUCUUGACUAAAUUCUAGCAGUUAUGCCUGUGACCAUUAGAUUUUUCAGUGAACAACAUACCUCAAUGUAUGUCAUUAUGUUUUUACUAAUCCUGAGGUUUUUUGACUGUGUACAGACAACUCACACAUGUAAAUUGUUUUUUGUAUUUGGACAUUACUGAGAAUCUUUUUUCCAGUAAUUGAUAUUUCAGGCUGAAUUACGAAGGCUUUAAAUAGUACCAGAACAGAAGUUAGAGAAUUGGAUGUUAAGUACUUAAAUGUCGUCAGAGACUCAAAGAGUUUUGAUCACCUAUCGCUAAGUGUGUGGUUUUUUUGUAACUGUGAACAAGUACGUGAUUUAUCCAGGAAAAAAAAAACACCCUUUUGGAUUUUUAUACCUUUUGAAAAUGGCAACUUAGACCAGUGUGUGUCAAUGUCAGGUACAUGUGUACACGUAAUUCAUUCAUGGAACUCAAGGCGUACAUGUGUGUUUACUCAUCACCUGGACAAAAUUGUUGAGCGCUCUUGCCUGAUGUAGCACAUGUACAUAUACAUGUACAAUGUUUGAAACAGAAUCAGUGCAGCUUCCCACCUGCUCCCGAAACAGAUAUUUCGUGUUGUUCAGGAUUGUUACACUGGCAUUAUACUUCCAAGCCCUGCAGCCAAGCCCUGCAGUGAAGCUAAGCGGGACCUUCCUGAAGCUUUUAUCAAGCAGACAUUGAAAUCUGGAAGAGCAAGACUGUUAUUUAUUGGUCUGUUAGAACUAGAGCGUAUUCUCUUUGGCUUUUCAGUUUCAGGUAUGCUAACAUCUGUGUUUCUUUGGAAGUGCAGAUUCUGCAGAAAAAAAGUAGAAAUGUUUGUGAAUCAACUUGCCCUGUGAUUGGUACUUAAUUAGUUACUAUGCAGUAAAUUACAAUUUUUCAGUGGCUGUAUGGUGUGUGGAAGAGCAUUAGGGAUACUUACAGAUGUUUUGUGUUUCCACGAAGAUUUAAUGUUUGUCCUGUUUUGUUUUGCUAUUUUUUGUUAUAUCAACGGAGUCACUGCAAAGCGUGAUUUCCUAAAUUCGUGGAAAGGUGCAGCUAUUUAAUGCAAAAAGAAAACGGAAUUAGCCAGCCGGCAUUCAAAUGCUUUGGCAUUAAAUAUGCAUGUAAAUGGGCCUAUUUGGAGACGUACCAUGCGAUUGUGCAUUUAGUAUUCAGGGGGGGGUUUUUGGGGGGAAGGAUACUUGAGAGUACCGAAGUGUGACGUCACUGUGAACCAGAAAGUGCAGUGUACAAGUGAAUGGAGUAUACGCGCGUGUUGGUUCAUGCGCUGGCUCUGGCAGUAUUGCCUUUACACACACUUCUGCCCGUGACGUAGUCACUUCGGUACUCUAAAGUGGUUAUUUUUAGUCAUUGCAUUGAGACAACAAUGCUGAUGCUUUAAAUGUUUGUCCUUGUGAAAAAGAUAGGGCCUACAAUUUGUAUUUUUGUAUGUUGCAGGAAAAUCCUGAAAUGUUUAGUUGUACUUCAACCUGUCAGUGGCACGGUAUUAUGAAUAUUCAUGCAUGGCACUUUGGCAGCGUAGUGGUCGAUUUUCUGAUUAUAGUGUACAAGUACACUGUAUGUGGCCAAUGGCCAUUGGUUCCAUUUGGCAACUUACGUGAAUGUGCAUGCUGAUCAGUGAUGAUUGUAAACGGUUGGUUGGAUUUGCAUCGUUAAUUUGGAUCCUUUCAGUGCUAAUGGCCAUCGGGCUUAACUUGAGUUGUUGCUUUUGAUAAGGGAUGAAAUCUUGUUUAUUUUCAAUCCAUGCACACUUUUAUAUGAACUUAAGCUUGAAGCCUCAUAACAUCCAGGUAGAUGAAGCUCUGUAGUCUUAAUUUACUUGUUAUGUGUCUCCUCUGGGGCACCACACAUUUGCAUUUGUAUACAUGUAUCUAAAUGUAAUAAGCGUUCAUGUCAAGAAGCAGAGACAGUAGUCAAUUUUUUAUCAGUUUUGCAGCUGAAAACUGAGGACAUUUACCGAAGCAAGGGGUGUUGCCAAAAAACAAAGCUGUUGCUGAAAAAAAAACAUUAAUUGAGGUUGGCGCUCAGCUUUAUUUUUUCUGGUAUUUUGUCUGUGUAUUCAAGGCACAUUUCACUGCAAAGAUACAUGUAAGCUCCAGAAAGGAUAGGAGAGGCCAUCUGGGUCCCCCCCCCGACACGGAAACCAUGUAGCUUAUACAAACCACAGUUUUUGGAGAGAGGGGGGGUGUGACCUCGGCCCUUUUCCAAGGGUCGGUCUGUCAUGAACUGACCAGUGUUGCUUGAUUUAACAGUUUCGUUUCGAACUUAUGAAUUCAGUGCCCAAGUUUGUCGGCACCUAAUCUCUUGUUUCAGUUACUUGUCCUCACUUUUUACCCUCUUUUAUAUCUGUAAUGUAAUCGUAUCCAAUUUUCACUCUAUAGCCAUUUUAUUGUACGUGUGUUCCAUUGGAAAGUGUAUACAAUAAUAUGUAUGUCAUUCAGCACAUGGCGUUUUUGAAUCGGUUGUUUGCCAACCUACUUCAAAUCCGGGAGUAAAAUAAUGAUUAUAGUUUUUAAAAGAGUAUUGAAGAAUGAAUGAAGAGUUAUCUUUUUGCCUGGUGAAAUAUAUUUUGAAUAACCAGAAAAGUGUAUUUAAAGACAUCAAAGAUGAUGCAGCAGUCUUGUAAUACGUGUUUAUUAAUUACAAUAUAAUAAUCAAGUACAGUGUAUAAAAAAGGACAGACAUUUUUUGACUCUGCUGAUUUUUGGAUUAGUGAAAUGGUGAUGAACACCAGUGUAAUUUUUAUUCAAACACUGAAUAAAUAUUUUUUAAAUGGUACACAUGUGGAAA